Molecule: messenger RNA, 1485 nt
Organism: Priceomyces carsonii
Lineage: Eukaryota; Fungi; Ascomycota; Pichiomycetes; Serinales; Debaryomycetaceae
Gene: COQ6
Product: putative N,N-dimethylaniline monooxygenase
Exons: 1
Coding region: 1-1485 (494 amino acids)
Biological process (GO): ubiquinone biosynthetic process
Cellular component (GO): mitochondrion
Molecular function (GO): oxidoreductase activity, acting on paired donors, with incorporation or reduction of molecular oxygen, NAD(P)H as one donor, and incorporation of one atom of oxygen; 2-octaprenyl-6-methoxyphenol hydroxylase activity; FAD binding
Source: RefSeq, a predicted model, not a curated record
AUGCUCUUGAGAAGUGCUAUAUCGAAUCUUCGUAGGAACCUAGCGACUACUGCAUCCCCUUAUAGUGAGAAUCUUCAGGAUGUAGUUAUCAUUGGAGGUGGGCCUGCUGGAUUAUCAUUGCUAACAACUUUGAAAAAUUCUAAAAAAACAAGACAUUUGAAAUGCACAUUGAUUGAAGGGGGAGACCUUAGCGGAAUAAGGGAGUUUGGUGAUAAUCCUCCAGAGAAUUACACCAACAGGGUAGUAUCUUUGACACCACGAUCAAUUUUAUUCAUGCAAGAAAAAAUUGGUAAUUGGAACUAUAUGCUCCAAGAUAGAAUUAAGUUCUACAAUAAUAUGAUUGUAUACGAUGACCCAGAAAACUCAGAAUCCCGUAUUUCUUUUGAUUCUAGUGGCAGCAAGCAUGGUGUGAUUGCAGCAAUGUGUGAAAAUUUGAAUAUUCAGAGUUCUUUGUUGAAGAAAUUAGAUGAAUUAAAUGAGUCACUAGACGAAAAAGCAACGAUAUUAGAGAAGACAAAAGUCAUUAAUAUCUUCAAUUCUUCGGAGGAUAACCUUGAUGCCCAUGAUUUGAACGAAUUAAAAACCAUUGAAGGGGAAGGGAGUUUGGAUUGGCCGACAAUUGAGCUAUCAAAUGGAGAAAUCAUCAGAGCCAGAUUGCUAGUAGGAGCUGAUGGUUAUAAUUCACCAGUCCGCAAAUAUUCAGGAAUUGAGUCGAGAGGAUGGGGCUAUAAUGCAUUCGGUGUUGUUGCUACUAUAAAACUACAAUGCGAAGACUAUAGGUCCAUAGCUUGGCAACGAUUUUUGACGACAGGACCGCUUGCCAUAUUGCCAUUGACAGAGGACAAUGCUACCAUAGUAUGGUCAUCAACACCGGAAUUAUCUGAAAUCUUAUUGAAAGUAGAUCCUGAGAUAUUUCCCCUGUUGAUAAAUGCAGCUAUGACACUCGAAGAAGUUGAUCUCAAUUAUAUCUACGGAAUGCUUAAAAAGGAUCCUAAUGAUAGAGCUGUGUUAGACGAAAUUGAAUGGAGAAGAUCAAGAAUAAGUUUUUCUGAUCUUGAAGAAAAGUACCCUCUACCAGUCGUAAGUGUUAUAUCAAGCAGCAGAGCUAGGUUCCCCUUAAAAAUGUCUCAUUCAGACACGUAUGUUUCUCCAAGAGUAGCUCUCAUUGGUGAUGCUGCCCACACAAUCCACCCAUUGGCAGGUCAGGGACUAAAUAUGGGACAAUCAGAUGUAGCAAGCUUAGUGGAUGCAUUGGAAACAGGAGUAGAUAGGGGAUUGGACAUUGGUUCCACUUUGGUAUUAGAAAAGUAUGUUUCAAAUUCAUGGCCAUCAAACCAUAGCUUAUUAGGAAUUUGUGAUAAACUUCAUAAAAUAUUUUCUACUGAUUGGCCUCCUAUUGUAUUUUUGAGAGGUUUCGGUAUGAAAACCUUGAAUUUCGCUGGUCCUGUCAAAAAAUUAUUAGUUAAGUCUGUUAGUGACAUGUAA